This is a messenger RNA of Metarhizium acridum CQMa 102, 711 nucleotides long. Lineage: Eukaryota; Fungi; Ascomycota; Sordariomycetes; Hypocreales; Clavicipitaceae. The record is from RefSeq and is a predicted model, not a curated record.
AUGGUUGUUGCAGCGCAGUAUCACCACAUCUAUAGCGAUACGUGGCAUCUAGAUAUGGUCCUAGCCGAUGCCAGGUCCUCAGAAGAAAGUGCGACUUAUGUAGAAAUAUCUGGACGCCUGGACUGGUACAGUUUUGACAACCGUGGCCGUUUGCUUUGCCAAGCGCUUCUAGACGCCUUGCCUAGGGAGCUUCACGGCAAAAUCACCGGUCUCGAUUUACCCAAGACGUCCAUCGAGGUGAAUCAGAUCGAAAAUAACUCUAUCAACGAGGCCUACUUUCGCGGCGAACUCGAAAACGCCGGAUUCGCUGCCAAGACGGGUGAAACAACGCUAACAAUCGCUUCACUGAAUCCUUCAGCUUUUACGCUGAUCAUGGGGUUGGUGAUGGCGGACCAAAUCUUAUCCCCUUCAAGAAGGCGCAGGCUCCCGUUCAUUGCCAAAUAUCACCAUGAAGUGCCCAUCACUUCCGUCGCUGUACAGGAGCUAGAUCUCAAGGAGCUCAAUCUUCAGACUGGACUGAAAUCCACCAAGGAGGCAUUUGUGGACUACGCAGAUAAUGUGUUGAAAGUAGGCAUCGUCUUUGGGCGACGUCUUCACCAUGGUUGCAGAGCAAUUAGACGGCACUUGGUUGAAAUAUGUCGAUUCUCUCUGCUGGGCAAAUUAAUGCACGAAUAUUAUCCCGCGGAUGCAGUCUUCCUUGUCAUCAACUAG